Molecule: messenger RNA, 948 nt
Organism: Ilex paraguariensis (yerba mate)
Lineage: Eukaryota; Viridiplantae; Streptophyta; Magnoliopsida; Aquifoliales; Aquifoliaceae
Source: the annotation of a GenBank genome assembly
AUGACAGUUGAUCCAUUUCUGUAUGAAUUUUGUUUUUCUAUUACUCUUGAUUACUUUACUGGGUUUUACUUGAAAUUGGUUUUCUUCUUGAUUCGAUUGUACCUAUACUCUGUUGUUUUUUCUUGCAGUUCUGAAAUGUCGCUUUUUGCUAAAAGCGAUUUGAUUGAAAUUCGAGACGUGUGGAGUGACAAUCUUGAAAAAGAGUUGACUACUAUUGGUGACAUAGUCGACCGCUUUCCAUACAUUGCAAUGGACACCGAGUUUCCAGGCAUAGUUCUUGAACCAGUUGGCUGCAAUGAUUUGACUUUUAAGUACCAACACAUGAAGGUCAAUAUAGAUAUCUUGAAAUUGAUUCAGAUUGGGUUUACAUUUUUUGACGAGCAGGGCAAUUUACCCCCCCGUGGAAUCGACAAUAAAUACUGCAUUUGGCAAUUCAAUUUCCGGGAAUUCAACCCUGCUGAGGAUGUCUAUUUCUCUGACUCUAUUGAGCUCUUGCGUGGUAGUGGGAUUGAUUUCAAGACGAAUAAUGAAAAGGGUAUUCAUGUUAGUCAAUUCUCGCAGCUCUUGACAACGUCAGGGGCUGUUUUGAAUAAUAAAAUGACUUGGGUGGGUUUCCAUUCUGCCAAUGAUUUUGGGUUCUUGGUUAAGCUCUUGUCUGGGAAGAAUAUGCCUGAUACCCAAACAGAGUUCUUUGAAUUGAUUAAUACAUAUUUUCCAGUCAUUUAUGACAUCAAGCAUAUCAUAAGGUACCGUAAUGACCUUCAUGGUGGAUUGAGCAAGCUCGCGGAGUCGUUGGGAAUUGAGAGGGUUGGAGUUAGUCAUCAAGCGGGUUCGGAUAGUUUGGUCACAGCUGGUAUAUUCAAGAAGUUGAAAGAUUCCUACUUCACUGAAUCACAUUCACUGGAUAAGUAUGCUGGUGUCUUGUAUGGUCUCGAAGUUAGGGACUGA